Molecule: messenger RNA, 447 nt
Organism: Chaetomium fimeti
Lineage: Eukaryota; Fungi; Ascomycota; Sordariomycetes; Sordariales; Chaetomiaceae
Exons: 1
Coding region: 49-276 (75 amino acids)
Source: RefSeq, a predicted model, not a curated record
GUGGUUUGGCAUGGUGGGUGUGGUGGGUAGUAAGUGUUUGCUUUGUUUAUGGGGUUGGGGAAAGUUGGAAAAGAGGAGCGGUUUUGGGGAUGGGCGAUGACUUCGGUUGUUACUACUACGCCGUGUUUUGCUCCUAUUGUUUGGUUGCUUGCCUGCUUGCUUGUUGGCUGGGCUUGGUUUUGGUCUAGAGGGUAUCUUUUUGAAUGUGUCUCCUCCCCAGUUCUGUGCUAUCUCCGCGAGAUGGGUCUUGGGUUGUCAAUGGCAUAUCCUAACUGACGUGGGGUGUAAAAUAGUAUGAGUAUGAUGAUGUGAUUAAUAAAGCCCUGUCUUUAGUCUUCAAUACUCUCAAUGUGGAUGAUGGCCGGCCUGGUUGGCUUUGGAGGGUUAACCUUGUCUCUCCAGAGGGCUUCAUGGGGUGUGUGCAGUCCUUUCUGUUUUGUUUCUCUG